Emericellopsis atlantica is the source of this 1590-nucleotide messenger RNA. RefSeq names its product RING-1 like protein. Gene Ontology annotation, molecular function: zinc ion binding. The coding region runs from base 248 to 1324 and encodes 358 amino acids. NCBI's taxonomy places the organism in Eukaryota, Fungi, Ascomycota, Sordariomycetes, Hypocreales, Bionectriaceae. The record is from RefSeq and is a predicted model, not a curated record. Gene Ontology annotation, cellular component: peroxisomal membrane. Gene Ontology annotation, biological process: protein import into peroxisome matrix. The transcript has a single exon.
GAUAACUCGACAGACGCGGUCCGGGUGCCAAUGCCGAGGUCCACCAUCGUCCGUCCCCUGCCGAGAUCGCCAUCACUUCAACCUCCAAGAAUCAUUCUACCACUCCGACGCCUCACUUCUUGAGCCUGCUGUACCAAGUACGACCACAGCUGCAAUUACUUCGCACAAAACAUCAAACCCCCACGGAAUAACGAAGCCCCACGAACCACACCAGAGCGCAACGCGACCGGCGCGCACCACCAUCACGAUGGCUUCCCCAUUCCCCUUUGCAGCGGCUCCCGACAUCAUUCGCUCCCACCAGAAAGAUGCCUACUUCACCGGCCACCUCACAAACACCCUGACCGACCUCCAUCGCCGCCUCCUCGGCGCCCGCUCCGCCCACGCCCUCGCCCCCGAACUACGCACCGUUGCCACGCUGCUCUACUUCGCCCUCACCACACUCCCCGGGAACCGAACGCUGGGCGAGGAAUACUGCGACCUGGUACAGCUCGAAGGCAACAAUGGCAAACUGCCCAGCCUGCGACGGAGGGCAGGCUACAUUGUCGCCUCCAUCCUGGUGCCGUACGGUGUGUCGCGCGCGCUGCCCGGCCUGCGGACGCGGUUGCGCAGGGUCCUGGAAGCACGCCUGGCCGUCCAGCGGCAGAAGGACCCCAAGUCACGCCAGGCGAGGAUACUGGAAUACAUCCUACGCCAUCUGCCGAGCCUCACCCCCUCGGCGCCGUUGCACGCCCUGACGCUGGCCGUGUUCUAUUUUAGCGGGACGUACUACGAGCUCUCCAAGCGUCUCCUCAACCUGCGCUACGUGUUCACGCGCAAAGUGCCCGACAGUCCGGAUCGAGCGGGCUACGAGGUUCUGGGCGUGCUGCUGGUGAUUCAGAUGGCCGUCCAGGGGUAUCUCCAUGUUCGCUCGACGCUGCAAGCACAGGAGCCGGCAAGGGAGCGAGUCGGAUUCGAGGCCGCCGCCGCCGACGUGUCGCUGGACCACGACAACUCGUACUCGGCGAACAAUGCCCUUCUCCCGGGCAGCGGCGGGAUCGGCACCGGUCAGGGCAUGAAGGUGGACAUUGCCGCGGCGACGCACACACCCGUUGGCACGGUGCCGCGUAUCGCGUUGACGGAUGACAAGAUGAUGGCCUACAUCAAGGGCAAGCAGCAGCGCAAGUGCACGCUCUGCUUGGAGGAGUUGAAGGACCCGGCGGCUACGCAGUGUGGUCACGUCUUUUGUUGGGAAUGUAUCGGGGACUGGGUCCGGGAGAAACCAGAGUGCCCCUUGUGCAGGCGAGAUGCCCUGGUGCAGCAUAUCCUGCCUUUGCGAGUUAUAUAAUGGAUAGAAUCAGCACGCACAAGCAUUGCAUGAAUCACACAAAGACCCUGAAGGCUCCAAGUAAGCUUGAAAUAUCUCGUUCAACAUAAAUCCACAUCAUGCGCAAUCGUUUCCCAACGUUGCCCCAUCCUCAAUCCUCAUCAUCCAUUAGUCGCUCCUAAAUCCUUUUACCCCACACAUAUAUCAUGAAUACAGAGUUUCACCGCCAACUUGUGACCAAGCGGACCACGCAUAGUCGGAAUCUUUUGCAAUGGGCCCAUUAUGAC